GUGCUUGUUCGAGUGCAUAUCGAUAUCUGGACGGCGUCCACACGCAGUCUGCCCACACUGACUGAUUGGAUCCACCCCACCUGACUGACCUGACAGGCACACGAGCGAACACUUACUUCACUGCGUCCAUAGACAACAAAAUUGACACGCAGACACGCACAGAGACACAUCAGGCAGGCAGGCCGGCAGGAAAGAGCCUGAAUGACGCCUGAAUGAAUGAAUGAAUGGGUCGCACACAAAAUGCGCAUCCGUGCUGUAGGGGACACACACACACACACACACACACACACAGAGAGAGAGAGAGAGAGGGCAGGUAUUCUACACCCACGAGGAGCAAUAGGUUAGAAAAGAACCGUGUUACACCAUUGUUGCAAGAGCAGAGCACGUGUGAGCAUCAAUCAGCAGCACGUGCCGGCGGGAGAGCAGCCAUUCUGCUGCUGCUGCUGCUGCUUCUGCUUGUGACCACCGCCCUCUUCGUGUGCCACCCACUUCUCGCGCAAGACCUCACCGAGCCGUGCGGCAGCUGACACACACACACACACACACACACACACAUGAAAGGAUGGAUGGAUGGAUGGACACCAGAGACACACAGAUGGACACGUGUGUGUGUGUGUGUCUGUGUGUCUGUGUGUCACAUGCCUGUGUCGAGUUUGGCCUCAUCGACGCAGCAGAAAGCAAUGCGCACAGCGGGGGAGGGCUUGUUGGUGAACGAGAAGAAGUUUCCUGCACACACACACAACACGCAACACACAGCACACAACAGACAGCACACAGCACAUAACAGACGAUGAGGACACACUGCACACACACACACACACAUGGACACAUACCUGGCGCGACGAGUAUUCUGUGUUUAAGUAGGUCCGGGAUGAUGGCGGCGCUGUCCUCCACCGGCAGCCGAAACGACGGCCACAGAAACAUCCCUGUCGAAGGAACCACACACACCACACACACACACAGAGAGAGAGAGAGAGACAGCGGUGUGUUUGGUGCAAUUGUGAGUGCACAGGCGUAGACACACACUCACACACACCUGCCACAGGAAUGUCCAUCAUGGCGAGGUGCUCGCCGCAGUGCUUCACCAGCGAGCUGACCAGCUGGUCGCGGCGCUUCCUGUGAGCACACAAACACGCACACACACACGCAUGAAUCCCUCUCUCUCUCUCUCUCUGUGUGUGUGUGUGUCUGUGUGCGAUUGUACCAGUAGAGAAACUGCAGAUCUCUCACGUGUCUGUCGAAGCCCUCGAUGCCCCAGUCACGCAGCAGCGAAUACACCACCGUCUGUGUGACACACACACACACACACACACACGAUGGGGAUGUGUGUGUUUUGGUUGUGCAGCUAUACUGCCUGACCUGUGCCAUGGCGCUCUGUGUGGGUGCACAGCUGGUAUAGGCGUAAUACUGCGUUGUGAAGGCCUUGCUGGCCGUGCACUGAUCACACACACACAUACCAUACACACACAACACAGGGAGAGAGAGGGUGAGAGUGAGAGAGAGACUGUGUGGUGUGGUGCCCAGUACUCACCCAGCCCGUCCGCAGUCCGGGCGCCACACACUUACUGAAAGUGUCCACACGGAUCUGCUCUCAGAUAGACAGACAGACCGAUGACAGACAGCGGCGCUGUGCACACGAACGUCUCUCUGUCUGUCCUCGGUCUGUCUGUGUGUGUGUGUGUGUGUGCGUGUGUCAGGUACCACUCGGCCAUCGAUGUCAAAGCUCAGAAAGGACCGCUGGCCUGAAAACACACACACACACACACAUGAAUGCCGGUGCAUGUGUGUGUGUGUGUGUGUGUCAUUACUGUAGGGAUCGUCGACGAUCGCCGUCUGUGUGGGCGGGGGCGCCUUGAGAGACAAGAGGCCUGUCCACCCACACACAUCCAUCCAUCCACCACACACACGUUUCUCUCCACGAGAGGGAGAGCCUAGCUUCGCGCGUGUGUGGGUGCAUGCCCGCGCCAAGCCGACCCACCAGGGCACUUGUCGGCAGUGUAAGUCGCUCCUUCAUGGUAAGAGGGGUACCGCAGGAACCAGUAGGGGUCGUCCUCGAUGACCACCAUGUCAUACGCCUGUAAGCAAUGUGGUGGACAGACACAAUAUGUCGAUGUGCGUCGUGUGUGGUGUGUUGUCACCCUGGCCACGGCAUAAAGCUCGAGUAUCCGCUGCUCGCUUGUGACCUUGCCCUCGGGGUUCGAACCGACCUGUCCCAUGUCAUUGGAUUGCGUGUGUAUCUCUCUCUCUCUCUCUAUGUGUCUGUGUGUGUGUGUGUGUGUGCCGACAUACCGGAACGACAUAGAGCGCCUUUGGCUUGCCUCUGCCGGCAGCUAUGUAGCUCUCGCAGGCCUGAAGACACACAUCAACACACAGCACAGUGAGUGCUCGGUAAGACUCUCACGCACACCCCCACGCACCUACCUCUCUGAGUGCCUCCGGGAUGAUGCCCAUGUCGUCGCUCUCGACGUUGAUGACCUCGUUGAUGUAGGGCCGGAAGGCCAGCAUCGUCGUCGAGUAGGCAUGCUCGUCCGCAAAGACACCAUCAGCUGCACAAACAAUCACAUUACACUCCCAGAGAGAGAGGCUCGCGUGUGUGUGGGGUGGGGUGGGGUGGGGUGGGGGGGACUUGGGUUGAAGACGAUGCUGGCGAUCUUGUCGAGGGUGUCGCUGUUGCCCGCCGUCAAGAUGGUGUCCAGCACUGACACACACACACAAACACACACACACACACAUAUACACAUACACAUACACAAAGAUAGGUAGACAGAUGUGCACAUGCAGGCCGCCGACCAGGGCCGUUUUUCUGUUCGUGGUGGCCGUUGGUGGUGGCGGUGGUGGUGGUGGUGUUUGUGCCGUUGACGAAGGGUGGUCGGGCGAAGGGCAGCACCGGCUGGUGGAACUCCAUCUGCACACACGUGACGUGCGCACAGACGGACAGACAGACAAUCUGCCCUUUGUUGCGAAAAAGAGUGUUCCUUUAUGCCUUGCAAGGACUUCCACUCACCAUAAACUUCUGCGCCCACUCUCUCAGCGGCUCGCAGCUGCCGUACUGCUGGGCACUGCACCCCCCCAACGCCCCCACGCCAAAAGAGAGAGAGGUGUGUGCGUGUGUGUGCGUAUCCAUGCAUCCAUCCCCCUUCACGAGUACGCACGUACUUGUAGAGCAUCUUGGGGUCGUCAACCGUGACUUUCACCUUCUCUGCACUGCUGCCGUCGCCAACUCCCCUGACAGUCAGCUCGAUGGCCUCGAUGGGGAAGGCCUCGGCGGGCGGCAAACCGCCCGCAAGCAAUAUCGCCUUCUCGCGCUCGUGCGAUGGCAUCUGGCACACACAAAGACAGAAAGACAGAGUGACGUGACUCAUGUCAUCAUGUCGGUCGAUGAGAAUCCUCUCUCUGUGUUGUGUGUCCUCCUUUCUUCGCUCACUCACUUGGAAGAUGGGUCUGUGAAGGCCGACGAGCUGGUUCUCGAUGCGGCGAGAUACCCUCUGUGUGCAGUGUCCACACACACACAAUGACACACACACACAGCUGCACUCAUCUGUCUGUCUGUCUGUCCGUCGUGUGUCGGUGUGCAUGCGAUGACGGCGUUGGUACUUCUGCGAAUGCAUCUUCCCAUCUGAGCGGCUUGGCGUUGGCGAUAUGGGCGGACAGCAGCGACGAAGAUGAAGACAUCCUGACAGACAGCUGGAAGGAAGACCUGCACACUCGACACACAUACAGUGCACACACCUGUCCAGUGCCGGGCAGGCACCAGCAUUGAUUGGGCUGCAUGUUUCUUUCCUACCAAUGAAUGCAAUGUGAGAUCCGGUUGCUUCUGUUUGGGUCGCGUCCAGAGCAGCCGAUCU
This is a messenger RNA of Vitrella brassicaformis, 3845 nucleotides long. The record is from the annotation of a GenBank genome assembly. Lineage: Eukaryota; Vitrellaceae.